GAGAGGUUGAUAAAUUUACUCGUUGGGGGUCAGUUUGACUUGGAAAUGAACUUUAUCAUCCAAGAAGGAGAGGGCAUCACCUGCAUGGUGGACUUGCUGGACAAGUGUGAUGUCACCUGCCAGGCUGAGGUGUGGAGUGUGUUCACAGCCAUCCUGAAGAAGAGCAUACGCAAUCUGCAGGCCUGCACAGAGGUGGGGCUGGUGGAACAAGUCCUCAGGAGGAUCGAUAAAGCUGACAGCAUGAUUGCAGAUCUCUUGGUGGAUAUGCUGGGUGUGCUGGCCAGCUACAACCUGACAGUUCGGGAGCUCAAGUUAUUCUUCAGCAAGCUUCAAGGAGAAAAAGGGAGAUGGCCACCACAUGCUGGGAAGUUACUGACUGUGUUAAAACACAUGCCUCAGAAAUAUGGACCUGAUGCCUUCUUCAACUUUCCAGGAAAAAGUGCUGCAGCUAUUGCCUUACCUCCUAUAGCCAAGUGGCCAUACCAGAAUGGAUUCACUUUCCACACUUGGCUAAGAAUGGAUCCUGUAAAUAAUAUCAAUGUGGAUAAGGAUAAGCCUUACCUGUAUUGUUUUCGAACAAACAAAGGACUUGGUUAUUCUGCCCACUUUGUUGGAGGCUGCUUGAUUGUAACGUCCAUAAAAUCAAAGGGAAAAGGUUUCCAGCAUUGUGUAAAAUUUGAUUUCAAGCCACAAAAGUGGUACAUGGUUACUAUAGUGCACAUCUACAACCGCUGGAAGAACAGCGAGCUGCGGUGUUAUGUCAACGGGGAGCUGGCCUCCUAUGGAGAGAUAACCUGGCUGGUCAACACCAGUGAUACAUUUGACAAAUGUUUCCUGGGCUCCUCAGAAACGGCGGAUGCCAACCGGGUGUUCUGUGGGCAGAUGACAGCCGUUUACCUUUUCAGUGAGGCUCUCAAUGCUGCUCAGAUAUUUGCCAUUUAUCAGCUUGGUCUGGGCUAUAAGGGAACAUUCAAAUUCAAGGCAGAAAGUGAUCUCUUCCUUGCUGAACAUCACAAGCUGUUGCUGUACGAUGGCAAAUUAUCCAGUGCUAUUGCUUUUAUGUACAAUCCAAGGGCUACAGAUGCCCAGCUGUGUCUAGAGUCAUCCCCCAAGGAGAACCCUUCCAUUUUUGUUCAUUCACCACAUGCCCUCAUGCUGCAGGAUGUGAAAGCAGUCUUAACACAUUCAAUCCAGAGUGCCCUGCACUCCAUUGGAGGGGUGCAGGUGCUUUUCCCUCUCUUUGCACAGUUAGACUACAGGCAAUACUCAUCCGACCACAUUGACACAACUGUUUGUUCUACUUUACUGGCUUUCAUCAUGGAGCUGCUGAAGAACUCCAUUGCUAUGCAAGAGCAGAUGCUUUCCUGCAAGGGCUUCCUUGUGAUAGGACAUAGCCUAGAAAAGUCUUCCAAAGCCCAUGUUACCCGAGCUGUGCUAGAACUCUGCCUUGCCUUUUCAAAAUACCUGAGCAACCUAACCAAUGGUGUGCCCUUGCUGAAGCAGCUGUGUGACCAUGUUCUCCUGAACCCUGCAAUAUGGAUUCACAUCCCAGCACAGGUUCAGCUGACCCUCUACACUUACCUCUCCACGGAGUUCCUCAGCAUGGUGACCAUCUACGGCGCCAUCCGGCGCGUGGGGACGGUGCUCCUGGUCAUGCACACCCUCAAGUACUACUACUGGGUAGUCAACCCCCAGGAUCGCAGUGGAAUCACUCCCAAGGGUGUAGAUGGGCCACGACCUACUCAGAAAGAGAUUUUAUCUCUGCGAGCGUUCUUGCUGAUGUUCAUUAAACAGCUAGUGAUGAAGGACUAUGGAAUAAAAGAAGAUGAAUUACAGGCUAUCCUCAAUUACCUGCUCACUAUACAUGAGGAUGACAAUCUAAUGGAUGUCUUGCAGUUGCUUGUUGCUCUGAUGUCAGAGCAUCCCAGUUCUAUGAUCCCUGCUUUUGAUCAGAGGAAUGGAUUACAGGUUGUCUACAAGCUUUUAGCCUCACAAAGUGAAGGCAUCAGAGUGCAAGCUCUGAAAGUGAUGGGAUAUUUCUUAAAGCAUCUUGCUCCAAAGAGGAAAGCUGAAGUCAUGCUUGGACAUGGAUUGUUCUCAUUGUUGGCUGAAAGGCUGAUGCUGCAGACAAGCUUAAUCACCAUGACCACAUACAAUGUCCUGUUUGAGAUUCUGACUGAACAGAUUUGCACUCAAGUGAUACAUAAACAGCAUCCUGACCCAGAUUCAACCGUGAAGAUACAAAAUCCUCAGAUUUUGAAAGUUAUUGCAGUCCUGCUACGUAAUUCUCCACCCUGCCCAGAAAGCCUGGAGGUCCGGCGAGCCUUUCUCUCAGACAUGAUUAAACUGUUUAAUAACAGCAGAGAAAACAGGAGGAGUUUGUUGCAGUGCUCUGUCUGGCAGGAGUGGAUGCUCUCCCUUUGCUGUUUUAAUCCCAAGACUUCUGAGGAACAGAAGAUAACCGAGAUGGUGUACACGAUAUUCCGGAUUUUGCUCUACCAUGCCAUCAAAUAUGAAUGGGGUGGCUGGCGUGUGUGGGUGGACACACUGUCAAUCACACACUCAAAGGUAACUUUUGAAAUGCACAAGGAGAGUCUUUCUCAAAUGUACAGGGAGUACCAAGGGAAAGGCAGUGAAGGGACUGGAAUAUGUUCUACAACUCCCAUCAGAACAAUCUCUGGAGUAAGCAAAGAAACUGAAACCAAGGGAAGGCAGCAGUGUUUGGAGUCAAAAGAAGAUGCCUCUGCUUCUUCCUCCAUUGUUGAUGAUGAUAUAGAGUCCAGCACUGAAAAGAGAGAGACAAAUACCUCACCAGAUGGUGACCAGCAAACUCAAUCAGUGUCUAAUCACAGGGAGGAGUUAGGGGAGGAAGACACAGAGACUCCAGAGGAUUUGAAAGCAGCGCCUGGUGCCCAAUGCUCUCCAGAGCCAGGAAAGCCCAGUGUUUCAGAAAUUAGUACUGGACUAGCUGAAGCAAUUGAGGAUUCUCUGAGCAAAGCUGAUGAGCUUGUGGAAGAAACAGUAGCUGAUGGUGCUGCUCCUUUAGCAGUGCAAACUGCUUUGGAAGGAGAAACUCUUGAAAGUCCAGAAAGACUGGAAAAAUCCUCGUUAGAGGUGGAGGAUGAAGAUGACUUUGUUGAUCUGAAAGAGGAAAGCAGUAUACCUUUCCCUUCAGGAGAGUCUGCAGAAACAAACAAGAAACAUAACUCUAGUGAGAGUGAAGUGGCACAGCAGGAAGGAUCAGCAGAGGAGCAACCAGAAUCUGUGCUUUUAAAAUCCAAAGAUACUGAAGGUGUGGAUGGGAACAAAGAGGAGCCGGUUUCUCUACCACAAACAGUGAGUUCUGCAGUUCAAGAAGUAGUGGCUCAAGAAGAAGGGAAGAAGGAGCUGGAGGAAGAAAAGAUGGUUCCUAGUGAGACCAAAGCAGCUGAAGAAAAUGCAAAGGCACUCUGUGUGCCAGAGCCUCCUGGAGCCUCUGACAGGAGAAUCGCCAGGCUUGAUGUCUCUAGUGUUGCAUCGGAUACAGAAAGACUGGAGCUGAAAGCUAACACAUGUCUAGAAGCACCUCUGCCCCCCAGAUCCAUUCCUGAGACGUCCAGGCAGCAAGAUUCUUCAGGACAAGGAGUAGCUGCACCAUCAGACGGGCAGAGAAGAGACUCUAGGUCGACUGUGUUCCGCAUUCCCGAGUUCAAGUGGUCAGCGAUGCACCAGCGCUUGCUCACUGACUUACUCUUCUCCAUAGAAACAGACAUACAGAUGUGGAGAAGCCAUUCUACAAAGACUGUGAUGGACUUUGUGAACAGCAGUGACAAUGUUGUGUUUGUGCACAACACGGUGCACCUCAUCUCUCAGGUGAUGGACAACAUGAUCAUGGCCUGUGGUGGGAUAUUGCCUCUGCUCUCUGCUGCCACUUCAGCUACGCAUGAAUUGGAGAAUAUUGAGCCAACCCAAGGACUUUCAAUAGAAGCAUCUUUAACAUUUAUCCAGAGACUAAUCAACCUUGUGGAUGUGCUCAUUUUUGCAAGCUCUCUUGGUUUCACUGAAAUUGAGUCAGAGAAAAAUAUGUCAUCUGGAGGAAUUCUACGUCAGUGUCUGCGUCUGGUAUGUGCAGUGGCAGUAAGGAAUUGCUUGGAGUGUCAGCAGCAUGCACAGAUGAAACCUAUUGGAGAUGUGAAGAACCAGAAAACAGUGCAGGGCUUUGCAGGAGCAGGAAAGUCUGCAGCAAAGAGUCCAGUGGACAUGGUGACUGGUGGCAUUUCUCCAAUACGAGACCAUGACAGACUCCUGCAGGACAUGGACAUCAACCGACUGCGAGCAGUGGUGUUCAGGGAUAUAGAGGAUAGUAAACAGGCUCAGUUUUUGGCUUUGGCAGUUGUGUAUUUUGUUUCUGUGCUCAUGGUUUCAAAGUACAGAGAUAUACUGGAACCCCAGAAUGAGCGACGCCCACCAGACCAUAGCCAGUCAUUCAAGGGCUCAGAGAAUGAAAACAGUGAAACUCCUGCUACAGAUGUGGAAAAACCUGCUGCUCUGGGUGCUUCACCCUCCACUGAAGAUUCAGAAAGUACAGUGUCUGUACAAAGAAGGGAUUCUGGUCUUGGGGAGGAACCAGCCUCAGGACAAACAGCCAGUUCUGGAAGUGUUGCUGAAGCCAGAGCUCUGGAUGUCAGUGCAGGUCCAGAUGCAGUCAGUGAAGUGCUGUGUACGCUCUCUCUAGAAGUAAAUAAGUCUCAGGAGGAGAGAAGUGAGACAGGCAUUGAGGACAGUAAACCUGCAGCUGCAGUGCCAGCUGCAAAAAAUGUCAAUGUGAAGGACAUCCUCAGGAGCUUGGUCAGCAUGCCAGCUGAUGGGACUGCAGUGGAUGCUGCUCUGCUGCCACCAGCCUUCCUUGGAGUUCUGGGUGAUGGAGCUGCUGAGCAGUCUGUACCAUUCCAUUCCUUUGACAGGAGUGUCAUCGUACCACCGAAGAAAUCAACCCCUUCAUCUUCUGCAGCUGCUCUGGGUGUCCCCACAAAUGCUGUCAGUGUGGUUUCUGCUUUAGAUGCAGCCCAAGCCCCAGAUGUGUCAGGAGACUCUCCUGGAAAGGGAUCAUCCAAUUCCAAACUGCCAUCUGUCCCUACAGUUUCUUCAGUGCCUGGAGAUUCUGCUUCAAAUAUGAGUAUUACAGACAGGCUUGAACAUGCCUUGGAAAAAGCUGCCCCACUCCUGAGAGAGAUUUUUGUGGAUUUUGCUCCCUUUCUUUCUCGGACUCUUUUGGGCAGCCAUGGUCAGGAGUUGCUGAUAGAAGGUACAAGUCUUGUGUGCAUGAAAUCCAGCAGUUCAGUGGUGGAGCUGGUGAUGCUGCUCUGCUCUCAG
This is a messenger RNA of Merops nubicus (carmine bee-eater), 5352 nucleotides long. RefSeq names its product LPS-responsive vesicle trafficking, beach and anchor containing (gene LRBA). The transcript is spliced from 33 exons. Gene Ontology annotation, molecular function: protein kinase binding. The annotation marks the transcript as partial. Gene Ontology annotation, cellular component: membrane; cytosol. The record is from RefSeq and is a predicted model, not a curated record. Lineage: Eukaryota; Metazoa; Chordata; Aves; Coraciiformes; Meropidae. Gene Ontology annotation, biological process: intracellular protein localization.